AGUCUUUUCGGGAUGACCAGUGUUCAAAAUCGAACGUACCUUUCGCUGAUGUAGAAGAGAAAAGCUCGUGAUUGGUCGAGUGGACCGGAAGCGGUAUCGAAAAGCAGGAAGUAAAUGAAUUUGUCAAUGUGACCAGGUUUUGGAGAUUUCGCUACUUUUAAUGCUUUGUAGAGAAACUUUAUAGACAUUUUUUCGUAAAUAUGGCUUGUUUUUUUAGAAGAACAAUUGCAGCGAAGCUCGGGCGGACGCUGCAGCACCCCGAGGAUGUAUUUAUUCCAGCUAUAACCGCCACGCCCGUUCUGAAGAAACAACAGUCUCCCGACUUCCGGCUGUCAGUCAGCACGUUACGGAUCGACGGGAUCCUGCCAUCGAAUGAAGACAUUCAGCUGCAAACAGAAAACCUGGCUAAUCAGCUGAAACGAGACGUCGUGGUGGAAGAAAUCUCUGCUGAAAAAGGAGUAAUCCACUUUCAUGUGAACCGUGAGCUUUUAGCAGAGAAAGUGUUGGAGCCAUUCAAAAACGGGGCGGAUGACAAGUACGGGUUAAACAGCGAUCUUUUGACUCCCCUGAAGAGAGGAACCACUUUAGUGGAGUUCAGCUCUCCAAAUAUUGCCAAAAAAUUCCACGCUGGACACUUGCGCUCCACAAUUAUUGGAAACUUUGUGGCUAACUUAAAAGAAUCCCUGGGAAACUCUGUGAUCCGGAUGAACUACCUUGGAGACUGGGGCAUGCAGUUUGGGUUACUUGGAGCCGGAUUUGAGAAGUUUGGAUGCAUUGAAAAAUUAAAAGAGAAUCCUCUUCAACAUUUGUUUGAGGUUUAUGUCCGAGUCAACAAGGAAGUGGAGCAAAACGAGGCUUUGAUGCAGGCCGCCAGAGACUUCUUUAGACAGCUGGAGCAGCACGACGACGAGGCGGUGUCGCUAUGGCAACAGUUCAGAGAGAUCACGGUCCAGGAGUAUCAGCACGUUUACAAGCGGUUGGGGGUUCACUUUGACGUGUACAGCGGGGAGUCGUUUCACCGAGACCAAGCCCAGACGGUGGUGCGGCAGCUGCAGGACCGAGGGCUGCUGGGAACCUCAGCAAAGGGGAUGGGGGUCGUGGACCUCUCUCCUGAUGGAGACAUGAGUAACGUCUGCACCGUUCUCCGCAGUGACGGCACCACGCUCUACAUCACCAGAGAUCUCGCUGCUGCCAUAAACCGACAAGAGAAAUAUUCCUUUGAUGAAAUGAUUUAUGUGACAGACAAAAGUCAAGCAAAUCACUUCCGCCAGUUGUUCCAGAUCCUGCUCGCCAUGGGACAUCCGUGGGCUGACAGGUGUCGGCACCUACCGUUUGGUCUCGUCCGGGGCAUGAAGACCAGGACGGGCGACGUGGUGUUCCUGGAGGACGUGCUGGACGAGGCCCGGGCCAGAAUGCUCCACAACAUGAGCCAGUCGCACACGACGAAGGAGCUGGAGAAUCCGGAAGACACGGCGGAAAAAGUGGGAAUCUGUGCUCUUAUAGUCCAGGAUUUCAAAGGUCCGCUGCAGUCCGACUAUAAGUUCGAUUGGGCGCAGAUGCUGCAGGCUCAGGGUGACACCGGCGUCUUCCUUCAGUACACGCACGCCCGACUCUGCAGUUUAUUGAGGACAAAUAAAGGAGUGGACGAAGGGGAAUUCAAUCCUUCCCUUUUACGAGAGACGUCGAGCAUCAACAUCCUGCAGCACCUCCUUCGUUACGAUGAGGUGCUGCUGCAGUCGGCGCAGGAUCUGCAGCCCAAACACCUGGUGAACUUUUUAAUCAAGCUGAGCCACUUCAUCGCUUCAGCACACAGAGAUCUGCCGGUGAAAGGAAGCCCCCCAGACGUUGCCCAGACAAGGUUGCGCCUCUUCAGGGGGGCCUGCUCCGUUUUAGCCAAUGGGAUGAGGAUCCUCGGCGUCACACCAGUACAAAAAAUGUGAAUGUCUUUUACAACCGUUUCAUAUUUGUAAAUAUUUUCAAAAUAAAAGCAACUUCUCUCUUUGAGAGCAGCUUAAAGCAAAUUAUUAAAGAACUUCAGGAGUAAAAUAUUAAAUACAACUAACCAAUUCUGACACCUGGAAGUCAAAUAUGUUCCUGUUGGUUGAUCCGUUUACGUGCAAACAUUUUCUGACUGCUCAAACUGACAUACCAAACAUACAUACAGACCGGUCCAUCUGGAAGACAGGAACUCAGCGGGGCAUGAAGCUAAGAUGCAGGUUACUUCAGGGGAAGCGGAUCUGCAGGUUGUUGUCAUGGUGACAUGUGUCCUUUGAUGCUUCCAGGACUUUCCAUUAUAUUUUGGAAGUGAAGCUAAAACCCAACAUGUCCAGAUUAAAACGGUCUACAGUUCUAAGGUGAUGAUAGUCUGGAUUGGAACCUCAAAGUAUGUGACCUGGUCCUAAAAUAGCCACAAAGUGUAGGAAAAUAAUGGCACAGUACAUUUAAAUCUGUCCGUUUGGAUGCUUUCAAAGUAAGAGCUUCUUUACUCCUUUUUUAAGGUGAAUUCCAUGAAGUGGCAGAUUGGUGCGGAAUAUUUACAAACUUUACACGCACCGUUCUAGCCUUCAGCUGACCAAAAAAAAAAA
Oryzias melastigma (Indian medaka) is the source of this 2585-nucleotide messenger RNA. It is a transcript of the gene rars2, whose product is annotated as arginyl-tRNA synthetase 2, mitochondrial. Gene Ontology annotation, cellular component: cytoplasm; mitochondrion. Bases 201 to 1940 code for a protein of 579 amino acids. Gene Ontology annotation, molecular function: arginine-tRNA ligase activity; ATP binding. Gene Ontology annotation, biological process: arginyl-tRNA aminoacylation; mitochondrial translation. The record is from RefSeq and is a predicted model, not a curated record. The transcript is spliced from 20 exons. NCBI's taxonomy places the organism in Eukaryota, Metazoa, Chordata, Actinopteri, Beloniformes, Adrianichthyidae.